GUAUGCAUCACUGUAGAGACCGCUGUGUCCUGUGUGCGGUAGCAUCACCAAGAAGCAAUCCUUACUUGGAGCCCAGGCCAGCUGCUUUCGUUAUCUCUUAUGACAGGUGCUUGAUUGGCUUGUCCUGUCAGUUAGGCAGUCCUCACGAGAUUAUCUUAAGGUAGAGCCAGAUCAAGGGUAGUCGCCCGGGGUUUCCCGGGGACCCGUGCCCUAAGAACUUGUACGAGGUGUUAGAAGUAAGCCAACCCCAGGUUUCUGCAGUCUUUUUUGGUCCCCACCCCUGUCUCGUGCUGCGGCUUUGCGUAAGGCCUAGGCCUUGGUUUUCCAAUCUGUUAUAGGGUGAAGAUUGUAGCGUAGUUCUGAGGGUAAGGUGUUUUGCUUAUAGGAAGUCUACUGACCCUGUGUAGCAGGAAUCAUUCAGCCUCGGGGUCUUUUGUAUGGGGCCUCGAGAAAGCUGGAACGCUUCGGCAGUUUUGGCUUGGAUCUUUGUGAAUCCCGUGAAUUUAAGACCUGGCUUCUCAGUACAGUGUUUUCUCAGUGAAGAGGAGGUACCCGAAUAGGAGGCAAGGACCACAGAGGGUGGCUGUCUGCCCAGUCCAGCACCAUGCACACGCUUGUGUUCCUCAGCACUCGUCAGGUGCUUCAGUGCCAGCCAGCUGCAUGCCAGGCCCUGCCCCUGCUGCCCCGAGAACUCUUCCCUCUGCUGUUCAAGGUGGCCUUCAUGGACAAGAAGACGGCUGUACUGCGUGAGCUGGUGCACACAUGGCCUUUUCCCCUGCUCAGUUUCCAGCAGCUGCUGCAGGAAUGUGCCCACUGCAGUCGAGCCCUGCUGCAAGAGCGGCUCAGCACAGAAAGCAUGCAGGCUGUGAUCCUAGGGCUGACCGCCCGGAUUCACACUCGAGAAACAGAGGCUGGCACGCAACCCUUUUGCAGGAAGCAUGCAUUGCGGGUACUGGACAUGACUGGUCUCCUGGAUGACGGUGUGGAGCAAGAUCCGGAAACCAUGAGCAUGUGGGACUGUACAGCCGCUGUAGCCAGAACGUGCAUUGCCCAGCAGCAGGGUGGGACUGCCAAGCCAGGGCUGUCACCCCUCCCUGUGGAAAUCCGUGUAGACCUUCGGGUAAACCGGGCCUCCUAUACAUUCCUUCGUGAGGCACUCCAAAGUAGUGUGGACAGCCCACUGCGGCUGUGCUGCCGGGACCUCCGGGCUGAGGAUCUGCCCAUGCGCAACACUGUGGCCCUGCUGCAGCUUUUAGAUGCAGGCUGUCUGCGCCGGAUAGACCUGCGCUUCAAUAACCUGGGCUUGCGUGGGCUGUCUGUCAUUAUCCCACACGUGGCCCGCUUUCAGCACCUAGCUAGCCUGAGGCUGCAUUAUGUGCAUGGAGACUCGAGACAGCCUUCGGUGGAUGGUGAGGACAACUUUCGCUACUUCCUAGCCCAGAUGGGCCGGUUUACCUGUCUCCGGGAGCUCAGCAUAGGCUCUUCGCUCCUUUCAGGCAGGCUGGAUCAGCUGCUCAGUGCCCUGCAGAGGCCCCUGGAAAGCCUAGAGCUGGCCUUCUGUGCACUGCUGCCUGAGGACCUACGAUUCCUGGCUCAGAGCUCUCAUGCUGCCCACCUCAAAAAGCUGGAUUUGAGUGGCAACGACCUGUCAGGCAACCAGCUGACACCUUUCCAGGGUCUACUACAGGCAGUGGCAGCCACACUGCUGCAUCUUGAGCUGACUGAGUGCCAGCUUGCUGAUGCUCAGCUGUUGGCCACACUGCCCACCCUAACUCGCUGUGCCAGUCUCCGUUACCUGGGUCUCUAUGGCAACCCUUUGUCUAUGGCAGGACUUAAAGAGCUGCUUCGGGACUCUGUGGUCCAGGCUGAGCUACGCACUGUGGUGCAUCCUUUUCCUGUGGAUUGCUAUGAGGGUCUUCCUUGGCCACCACCUGCCUCUGUCCUUCUGGAAGCCUCCAUCAAUGAGGAGAAGUUUGCCCGUGUGGAAGCUGAGUUACACCAGCUGCUGUUAGCCUCAGGCCGUGCCCAUGUACUCUGGACCACAGACAUCUACGGCCGGCUGGCUUCAGACUAUUUUAGCCUCUGAUCUCCAGGGUCUUUGAUGAAGCCUGACACAAAGGCUCCUGUCUUAGGUUUUCUGCAGUUUGCCUUUCUCCUGGGUAUACCUGGAGUUACCUCUGCUUUCUGCAGUAUCCUUCACCUGCUCCCAGUGUCUGGCUGCCUGUUGGCAUCUCGGGCCUGUGCUCCCUGGUUCUGUAUGAUGUACUUGUUGGUUCUGCUGGGUUGCAGUCUCUCUGUAGAAGACGGUUCCUGAACACAUCCCGUGCCCUUAGCAGGAGUGCAGUGCACUGAGGUAGAUAUUAGGGUGAUUUGCUUCAGGGCACCUUGGGGUCUUAUACUGUGUACCCUGCCUGGCACCCUAUUACCUGGCUCUGGAGGGUGUGAGUAAGGUACAAACGUGCAGUAUCUGGAAUGUGAAUUUCUGGGGUUUUUUGAUGUGUGUGUCCUAAUUGGAUGGGAAAGACUUACCUGCAUUUCUAGUGUUC
Molecule: messenger RNA, 2546 nt
Organism: Grammomys surdaster
Lineage: Eukaryota; Metazoa; Chordata; Mammalia; Rodentia; Muridae
Gene: Lrrc14
Product: leucine rich repeat containing 14
Exons: 4
Coding region: 605-2086 (493 amino acids)
Cellular component (GO): cytoplasm
Molecular function (GO): kinase binding
Source: RefSeq, a predicted model, not a curated record